CAGCAGCAUGAGGAGGCGGUACAGGGGCCCAUGACAGAUUACAGGGCCUGGCAGCAGCAUGAGGAGUCGGUACGGGGGGCCCAUGGCAGAUUACGGGCCUGCAGCAGCAAUGGGAGGCCAUACAGCACCCUAUGACAAAAUGGAACCCACCAGCAGUGUGAGGAGACCUGAAAGUGGCACAUGGCAGAGUGUGGCGAUGGAGGCAGCAGCAAUGGGAGGCCGUACAGGGGACCCAUGACACACUCUGGACCUGGCAGCAGCAUGAGGAGGCGGUACAGGGGCCCAUGACACACUCUGGACCUGGCAGCAGCAUGA
Molecule: messenger RNA, 315 nt
Organism: Staurois parvus
Lineage: Eukaryota; Metazoa; Chordata; Amphibia; Anura; Ranidae
Source: the annotation of a GenBank genome assembly